UCUCUUUAAUUUUUCAGUCCGUCAAACGCGUUCGUGGUAACUUGUCGUGUAUAAAAUUAGGUUUUAUUGUUAUCAAUCUUCCGGCGAUCGUGUUAUCAAGACCACCCACGAUUCGAAUAAAUAAUAAACAAGUUAUAAAAUGGAGCCUACUCAGUACUUCGGAGGCGUCGAAGGUGGCGGUACUCACUCAAACCUGGUGAUAUGCGAUCAGCUAGGCCGAGUGGUGGGCAAGUCACGCGGCCCGGGGACCAACCACUGGGCUUUGGGCAUCGACGAGUGUGCCCAACGGAUCAUAGACAUGCUGCACACCGCUAAACAAGACGCUGGCAUACCGUUGGACACGCCUUUGGACUCUUUGGGUCUAACGCUGUCCGGGUGCGAGCAGGAGAGCAGCAAUGCUAUGCUGGCUGCUCGCGUGAGGGAAAAGGAUGGAGCAUGCGCUCAGACCAUCUACGUGGCUUCAGACACCGCUGGCUCCUUGUUCACCGGAGCUCCUAAUGGUGGAAUGGUACUUAUAGCUGGUACGGGAUCUAACAGCUUGCUGCGGACUCCGGAUGGUCAACAAUACGGCUGUGGAGGUUGGGGUUAUCUUUUUGGGGAUGAAGGGGGAGCGUACUGGAUAGCCUUCCGAGCCGUGAAGACGAUCUUCGAUGAUGAAGACGGCCUGCGCCCCGCGCCGCACCCAACACGCGCGGUGUGGCGAGCGAUCAGCGACCACUUCGGCGCCGACACCCGGGCUGACCUGCUACCCUACGCCUCCAAACUGUUUGACAAGUCGCAGUUCGCAGGGCUCACAGCGAAGCUGUCGAAGCUGGCGGAGGCCGGUGACGCGCUGUCGCAGCACUUGUUCGCGGAGGCGGGCGCGGCGCUCGCGGCGCACGUGGCGGCGCUCACCGAGCGGGCUCAGCGGGCUCACAGCGGCGCGGCGGUGUUCCGCGACGGCAUCCGCGUGGUGUGCGUGGGCUCGGUGUGGAACAGCUGGAGCGCACUGAAGCCUGGCGCUCUCAAGCAGCUCGCUGCGAGGCGGGUAAAAUUCGACCUUGAACUCGUCCGUCUCCGGGUAUCCAGUGCUAUGGGGGCUGCAUGGCUGGCCGCAAGGCAAGUUGACUACGACUUACCGAGAGACGAUACCGCCUUCUGUGACGUCUUCUACACCUACCGAUCGGAUAUUAACGGCAAAGUUAAUGGAACACAUAACGUUAUCGAUAACGUUAUAACUAAUAACGGCACUAGCGAAAACGGUGACAGUGAAAACGGUAUAAAUGGUAACGGCACAAAUGAAAAUGGCGUUCACGGUUGUGGAUUGGCGUCUGGCGUUAUAGGUUACUUUUGUGCAAAGGAAAAGUUAAAUGCUGCAUCAGUGAUAAGUCUCGCUGGUAGACGGAACCAGUUUAAUUUUAUAGCGGAUGUAGUGGCAGUGUCAGCACCCUCAGUGGUCUACAUUGAAAUAAAAGAUGGCCGCAGGGCAGAUCUGUUCACGGGUAAAUCCAUCUCCCUGUCCAACGGCUCGGGGUUCAUCGUGAAAGAGGAUGGGUUGAUUUUGACCAAUGCACAUGUGGUGGUUAACAAACCAAAUGCUAUUGUUAAUGUGAGGCUUAUGGAUGGCUCGAACCACACAGGCUUUGUAGAAAGCGUAGACCUCAAGUCAGAUCUGGCUACUCUGAGGAUACCAGUGAAGAACCUGCCCACUAUGAAACUGGGCACCUCCGCAGACCUAAGGCCUGGCGAGUGGGUGGUGGCGAUGGGCAGUCCCCUAGCGCUCAGCAACACGGUGACAGCCGGGGUGGUCAGCUCGACGCAGCGAGGAAGCGCGGAGUUAGGUAUAAGAGGCAAGGACAUGGUGUACAUACAGACGGACGCGCCGAUCACGUUCGGCAACAGCGGCGGGCCGCUCGUCAACCUCGACGGCGAGGCCAUAGGCAUCAACAGCAUGAAGGUCACGUCGGGCAUCUCCUUCGCGAUACCCAUCGACUACGUCAAGGAGUUCCUGGCCAAAAGUAAAACGAAGCCCCCGCCCGUGUCGCGGAGAUACCUCGGCAUAACAAUGCUGUCGCUCACUGAGAACAUCCUCUUGGAGCUGCGGAUGAGGAACCCGGAGAUGCCGACAGACAUCGAGCACGGUAUUCUCGUAUGGAAAGUCAUAAUCGGAUCACCCGCCUAUAACGGCGGGCUGCAGCCGGGGGACAUCGUGACGCACAUCAACGGCGCGGCCGUGCGCACGGCGGGCGACGUGUACGGCGCGCUCGAGGGCUCGCCGGGCGCGCUGGCCGUGGACGUGGUGCGCGGCCGCACGCGCAUGAAACUCAGCGUGGCGCCCGAGCCGCACUGAGCGCGCCGCGCCGCCCGAGCCGCAGGCGGGGCCACUAAGGAUUCGAUCCCGGGGUCCCGCAGCGUGACUACGGCUGGCGGGCGACGGGCGUGAAUCUUGCGAUCUUUGCUGUCGAACAUAACUUUUGUAUUUUUUUUUAUUCAAAUGUUUAACAGCAAUGGUCGCGAGAUUCACGCCUGUCGCAAGCCCGCUGCGAGUCAAAUUAUCACGAUCAUGUUUAAAUUCCGAAAUUUUCAGGGCAAAAGGAGAUUGGGCGAAUUUGUACCGAGCUAAGGGACGAGCCUAAAAUUUUCGUAUUGACCCAAAUGAACAUUAAAAUAAUAUUCAUUGAAAGCAAAUUUUAUUCUAAUGUUCUUAAUCUAUAAAAUCGUGUUAUGUUCUUUAAUACAAUACGCAUAAGAUUAAUUUUACUCUGAUGUUUAAGUAUUUAAGCUCGAAAACGAGUGCAAGUGCUAGGGAUAUUGCAGAGAAUUAUGAUCAUCACAGUGACUUGCGCCAAAACUUGACAAUCAUGACAUGGACAGAUAUCAAUAAAGUUAAUGUAUGUUCAAUUAAUCAACAAAUUCGUUUUGUUUUUAUUAAAGAAAUAUAUUACAGAAAACUAGAUUCCGAAGUAGAAAAAUAAAAUAAUAUUAUUUACAUUUAAACAAUGGCCUUUUUGCAGACAGUACCAAAAUUGCUAAAACUAUGUAUUAGGUUAGGUUAAGUAUUUAUUAAGAUAAAGAUUUACGGUAAUAUUUACGUUAGUGUACUAUUAAGAAAUAAAAUGCUCCGAUUUGCCCCAUCUCCUUUUUAAUGAAUCUCGGGAUUUUAAUUUUUUAAAUGAUUCAAAAUAAAAUGUCCGUGAAAAGAAACGCACAAGAAACUUGAUAUGUCGUUUUGACGGCCAUCUAUUGUUAACACCGUUGAUUUUGAGUCCGUUUUCAAUAUUCAAUCUAUAUGUAAUUUGUUCAUUAUAUGCUUAUUUAUUUAUUUAAACUCUUUAUUUGUACAUCACCACACAGUUAGGAAAAUAAAGGACAAAUAGAGAGAAACACAGAGACUGGAGUAGAAUACAAAAGGCGGCCUUAUCGCUUGAAAGCGAUCUCUGCCAGACAACGUUAGGAUGCUUAGCAAAAUUGUUAUCUGUAAAAAAUUGUAUGGAUAUUUUUUGAGAAUAACAACGUUGCUAAGUAAUAAAUUUACAAAUUACGGAUACAUUGAAUAUUGAAAAUGGACAUCAGUGUGUAAAAUGACCAGCUUCACUGACACACGAUAUGUUUUACUGUGUUUUGUUACCACUUUCCAUUGCCAUUACAAUUUCGGAAUUAUACCGGGAUCUCGAGAUUGAUAAUCCUGAAAUCCCGGAAUUGGAAAAAUCGACCGGAAUCGAAUCCUUUACUUAUAUCUAAUACCCAAUACAUUACUGCCACGCUA
Pararge aegeria (speckled wood butterfly) is the source of this 3745-nucleotide messenger RNA. It is a transcript of the gene HtrA2, whose product is annotated as serine protease HTRA2, mitochondrial-like. Lineage: Eukaryota; Metazoa; Arthropoda; Insecta; Lepidoptera; Nymphalidae. The coding region runs from base 140 to 2329 and encodes 729 amino acids. Gene Ontology annotation, biological process: programmed cell death; positive regulation of apoptotic process; proteolysis. The record is from RefSeq and is a predicted model, not a curated record. Gene Ontology annotation, molecular function: protein binding; serine-type endopeptidase activity. The transcript is spliced from 15 exons.